CAAGUGGGUAAUGGAACCAUGUGCAUUCAUAUGGUGGGUUUGGCCCACUUCAUCAACCCCACACAUGUACUAACCCUACUUUUUCACCUCAUACACAAAUCUACCUAUUAUAACACUACUUCAAUCUAUCUAUAACAUUAACAUUAACAUUAUUAUUGGUAUACCCUCUUCGGUUCUUGACCCAUCUCCCCUUUCCCUUCCUCCAUUUUCAACCCCUCAGCUGAUCUCUAUCUUCUUUCUCGCAUAUUGUGUCAGAAUUUGUACUUUAAUAAUUCUAUCUUUUUGUUCUUAGAGUGUCACAAGAAGAUCUCUCUCUCUCUCUCUCUCUCUCUCUCUCUCUAUAUAUAUAUAUAUAUAAACAUAAAGCAAAGAAAACCCUAGCUGGUAUAAAAGUGCUCAUCAUGAAGACACAUUCUUAUCGAUCCUCUUACAAGUAUAGAUUCGUUCAAGGAUUUAUCCGAGCCCUGAAGAGAAUAAACAGUCAAAAGCAGCGGCUGGUUUCAUCAUGGUCUUCUUGUUCUUCUCCUGCAGAGAUAUCCAAACGAUAUCUCAAAGUGAAGUCUGCAGCUGAUGCUUCCAUGGCUGCGGCUGUUGGGCCCAGGAGAGCUUGGAGUCGAGCCAUGCUUCGGAAGAUCAUAGCGAAGAAUCGAGGCAGCCCAGAUCAACUCAUCCGCCGCCGUAGUCGAUCGUGUAAGAAAAUAAGAAGAAGAAGAAGCAAUGUUAAAUCAAUAAUGAAGAAAAGGUACAAAAAUAAUGAGACAGAUAUUGAUAAUAAAGAGAGCUUUGAAGCCAUGGAGCUUCGGAAGAUCGUACCAGGUGGUGAAGCCAUGGAUUUGAGUAACUUGUUGGAGGAGACUGCUCACUAUGUAAAGUGUCUCGCCACUCAGGUAAAAAUGAUGGAAAAAAUCGUCCAUUUAUACUCUGCUGCUUAAUUAAUAUGUUUAUAUAUGUUGAUUAUUAUAAAUAAUAUUUAUUGUGUAAAGCAUAUAUAUAUAUAUUUUAUGGCUGUGUGAAGCAUUUAUUUUACACUUUAUAGUAUUGUAACUGGUUGUAAAUUGUAAUUUUAAUAUAUAUUAGUGAUUUGUUGAUACUAAUAA
Molecule: messenger RNA, 1097 nt
Organism: Humulus lupulus (European hop)
Lineage: Eukaryota; Viridiplantae; Streptophyta; Magnoliopsida; Rosales; Cannabaceae
Product: transcription factor IBH1-like
Exons: 1
Coding region: 402-932 (176 amino acids)
Biological process (GO): regulation of DNA-templated transcription
Source: RefSeq, a predicted model, not a curated record